Molecule: messenger RNA, 1793 nt
Organism: Cervus elaphus (red deer)
Lineage: Eukaryota; Metazoa; Chordata; Mammalia; Artiodactyla; Cervidae
Gene: LTA
Product: lymphotoxin alpha
Exons: 4
Coding region: 555-1160 (201 amino acids)
Biological process (GO): immune response
Cellular component (GO): membrane
Molecular function (GO): tumor necrosis factor receptor binding
Source: RefSeq, a predicted model, not a curated record
CCCAGGCGGGAGGGUAUAUAAUGGAACUUCUUGAUGUGAAACCCACCAGAUGACCUGGAAAAUACACAGACCGGGACAAGUUGACUUGAGUCUUUUGGGACAAAGAUGUGGGGUACGAGAGGAGGAAACUUGCACACAGAGAAGGCUGUAAUCAGUCAAGGGUGCAGAGGUGUUACACAAAAUCACUCUUCAGGGAACCGGGCCUCUAGCCCACGCCCCAGCAGCUCCCCUUCUCCUCCUCUGAAUUUACUGUCCCUUCUCUAGAACUCCUAAGCCUGACCCCGCUCCCUGGCCCUCCCAGCCCACGGUUCCCCUGACCCCACUCCCUUUCCCAGAACUCAGUCGUCUGAGCCCCCAGCCUGCGGUUCUGUCCUAGGCCUCAGCCUUUCCUGCCUUCGACUGAAACAGCAGCAUCUUCUAAGCCCUGGGGGCUUCCCCAGGCCCCAGCCCCGGCCUAGAACCCGCCCGCCGCCUGCCACGCUGCCACUGCCGCUUCCUCUAUAAAGGGACCCAGGCGUCCGGGCCAAGGGGCCCCCGCACAGCAGGUUCUCCCCAUGACACCACCUGGACGUCUCUACCUCCUGAGGGUGUGCAGCACCCCACCCCUCCUCCUCCUCCUGGGGCUGCUGCUGGCCCUGCCGCCCGAGGCCCAGGGGCUCCGUGGCGUUGGCCUCACACCCUCAGCUGCACAGCAACCCCCGAAGCCCUUCACCCGUGGCACCCUCAAACCCGCCGCUCACCUUGUUGGAGACCCCAGCACCCAGGACUCGCUGCGCUGGAGAGCAAACACGGACCGCGCCUUCCUCCGCCACGGCUUCUCUCUGAGCAACAACUCCCUCCUGGUCCCCACCAGUGGCCUCUACUUUGUCUACUCCCAAGUGGUCUUCUCUGGGAAAGGCUGCUUCCCCACGGCCGCCCCCACCCCUCUCUACCUGGCCCAUGAGGUCCAGCUAUUUUCCCCCCAGUACCCCUUCCACGUGCCUCUCCUCAGCGCUCAGAAGUCCGUGUGCCCAGGGCCACAGGGACCGUGGGUGCGCUCGGUGUACCAGGGGGCUGUAUUCCUGCUCACCCGGGGAGACCAGCUAUCCACUCACACAGACGGCAUCUCCCACCUGCUCCUCAGCCCCAGUAGUGUCUUCUUUGGAGCCUUCGCUCUGUAGAAACAUCCAGAAAGAAAGAAAUAGGCUUCAAGGCCUUCUCCCCAUUUUGCCUCCAUUCUGAACACUUCAGGGGUCACCUCACCUCUCCUUUGACCAUUCCAACAGUCUUGAGUCUUCCCCACUCCAGUUCUCAGCACUGGAGCUUCCAAAGAAGAAAUUCUAGGCCCACCAGGGGACCAGACCUCCCUGGACCACCCCAGAUGCUCAGCUGAGGACUUCAAGCCUGCCUCAAAAUGCCCGCCCAGAUCCCUUCCUCGGCCCUGGCCAUCUAGGGGGCCUCGUCUUGGACAUGGAGAGGGUAGCUGACACAUGAGGGAGCUUGGGUGGAUGACUAAAGCCAGUGGGGGGUGCUUAUUUAUGAAGGGAAAACAAUUAAAUUAUUUAUUUAUGGAGCAUGGAGAGAAGGGAAUAAUAGCGAGACAUCAGAAGAAAGAGCUAAUACACCCAAGAGAUGACAAGUGAGAGGGCUUGGGCGCAAGGAUGACCCAGUGAGAGAUAGAAAGUGUGGCUCUGAGGGACCAAGGGGUUCUGGAAGGAAGUGAAAAGCUCUUAAGAGCCAGCCGCUGCUUAACUGGACACCCCACAAGAUGUUUGACCCUCGAUGAAGCCAAAUAAACCUCUUUUCUCUGAAAU